This is a messenger RNA of Symbiodinium necroappetens, 373 nucleotides long. The record is from the annotation of a GenBank genome assembly. Lineage: Eukaryota; Dinophyceae; Suessiales; Symbiodiniaceae.
AUGCUAGAAACGGCCAAGAUACUGUCGAAGCAGGGCGGCAAGAUCGAGCCUUUGAAAGGUGCUGGAGAGCUCGAAGUCGUUCCUCUCUGCCCGUAUCGCCUCUUCCUGCCUUGCGUGCGGCACCGCGAUCGGCGUCCCCGAAGCAAAGGCCGCGAAAACAUUACGUCCUGCAUAGCCCAACUGGGACGCAUCUGGGUAUUUACACCUCCCGGCUCGUGCGGCUCGCUCACGGCAGCACCCCGCAUAUGUGUCGUCGACCCUGCAGGACCGGCGGGUGUUGACGGCCGGGCUGCAGAGGUGGUCGUGACAGGUGGAAAGGUUGCUCUUCCACCAAGCACUUUGGUCCAGUUGGUGUUGCCUUCGACGUACUUCC